ACCUGGAAAGUCUAAAGAUUGCAAUAAUUGUUGGACCAAAGGGACCCUCUUCAGGCAUAAAUAGCAAGACUCCUACUGUCUUCUCUUGCAGACCAACUCAGCUGCCAGCAAAAGCAGGUGCUCUCCCCCUACCAGUGCUCCAGAGGAAUAUUUAGGAAUGGAAAACUUGAUGUUUGUCUACUGCUCCUGUAAAGUUCUCUGGACAGUACUUGUAACAAUGCUGGGUUAUGCCAGCAGCCUGCCUGUGGGGGAGGAUGCUCUUUGCACAGCAGAGCAACUUGCUAAGUACAGGAUAAUCUUCACAGGGAAAUGGAGUCAAAUUGCUUUCCCUAAGCAGUAUCCACUCUAUAGGCCCCCAGCACAGUGGUCAUCCUUGCUAGGUGUUACUCAUAGUUCUGACUACAGCAUGUGGAAAAAAAAUGAAUAUGCCAGCAAUGGUGUACGUGAUUUUGCUGAAAAGGGUGAAGCAUGGGCAUUAAUGAAAGAAAUAGAAGAAGCUGGAGAGAAAAUUCAGAGUGUACAUGGAAUCUUCUCUGCUCCUGCAAUUUCCAGUGGUACAGGACAAACCUCUACUGAAUUAGAAGUGCAUCCAAGACAUCCCUUAGUUUCCUUUGUUGUACGAAUUGUUCCAAGCCCUGACUGGUUUGUGGGUAUUGACAGCCUAAAUCUCUGUGAAGGAGACCACUGGAUGGAUGAAGUCUCAGUAGAUCUAUUUCCAUAUGAUGCUGGAACUGACAGUGGAUUCACAUUUUCCUCUCCAAACUUUGCCACUAUUCCACAGGACACAGUUACAGAGAUCACUUGUUCCUCUCCAAGUCACCCAGCAAACUCAUUUUAUUAUCCCAAACUCAAAAUUUUGCCACCUAUUGCUCAAGUAACAAUGAUGAAAAUAAAGAAAAGCCAGCCAGGUCUUUCUGCACCUUUCAUUAAUCUUCCAGCUAAAAGCAAUGAAAUAAUAGACACUGUCUCAGAAACACCCCUGGACUGUGAGGUUUCACAAUGGUCUUCCUGGGGCCUCUGCAGAGGGGUUUGCAGAGAAACAGGGACCAAGAUCAGAACUCGUUUUGUACUUCUUCAGCCUGCCAAUAAUGGAAUGCCUUGUCCCGACCUGGAUGAAGAAACAGGAUGUGAACCAGAAAAUUGUGUCUGAAAUAAAGGAAAGAUGAUAAUUAAGAUAAUUUAAAAGUAGGAUAAAAUUAAAUCUAAACUUCAAGUCAAUCAAUGUUCUUUAGAAUUUGGAUACACUGCACUAUUUUGCUGAAAAGCUGUAUUAGAGUGGUUUUGAAAGUUUUUAUUUAAUAUCAAGAUUUUGGGGGGUUAAAUUCCUAAGGUUUAGAAUGCCAACAGUACUGGAUAAUUUACAGACCAAAAGCCCCCAAAUAAACCCUUCCUCCAAAUACACUGUAAGUUCUUGGAGUACCCUCUAGUGGCAGAAAAGAAGACAUUUCUAAGGAUUGUACUUCACAUUUUUACUUCACAGUAAAAAUCUUUCAGUCACAGAAUCUAAACUAAUAACCUCCUUAAAUAUUGUAAUUUGUUUAUCUACAGCUAUUUAUAUCUAGAAAAUAGUUUUUUCCUCUAAAUUAUGUUUUUUAUAAUUUAUUGGCGAUUUUGUUGUCUUUCUAACCUUGCUUAAUGUACAUUUCUUCAGAAACUAUUUACAAAAGUCAGAGUGACCAGAUGUUUGCAGUGUGGUUAAAACAAUAAUGGAACUGAGUAAACUUGUCUUGAGACUU
Molecule: messenger RNA, 1736 nt
Organism: Poecile atricapillus (Black-capped chickadee)
Lineage: Eukaryota; Metazoa; Chordata; Aves; Passeriformes; Paridae
Product: spondin-2-like
Exons: 6
Coding region: 158-1150 (330 amino acids)
Biological process (GO): cell adhesion
Cellular component (GO): extracellular matrix
Source: RefSeq, a predicted model, not a curated record